CUGUUCUCCCCCCCCUCUCUGUCUCUCUCUCCCUCUUUCCUCUCAGUGUCUCUCUUUCUCUCUGAACUGACCUCAAAGAGGGGUGGACCACGGACCGGGCCGCCGCGACGCGAGCCCUACCUACCUCUCUAAGUCAGUCAGCGUUUGUGAGACGGCACAUGUAGCGUGAACCCUUUCCAAUGCUCGGACAUGGAUCUAACCUGUGACAGGAUACUGGGAUACCAGCGGCUGAGGAAAGGCUAAUCGUGGGAAUGGUCUCUCUGAGAUGAUUAUAACUACCUGCCUGAUGCGUUGCCUCCUCUUCCUGAAGUCCCGGACUCCGGCUCAGUCCUGAGCUCCGUUGACAUACCGGCCCGCUGCCUCCGCAACCCGGCCUUCCGCCACGCCUCCUCGCGCUACUGCUCCGCCCUCAGCAUGGACUCCUCGCCCGACAGCGCCGAAAGGCCGAUCAGCUACAGCUCCACCUCUUCCUCCGCUUCGUCCCGGGACAGUCACUGCUCGCUGGGCAGCCGCUCCACCCUUGUUACUGCCCCCCACUGUAACCCGGUGACCUCAGACAGGGACUCCGGGGCGAUUCGGUUGGAACUGGUCCCGGCCCGGCAGCUGGGAUGCCGGGAGGAAGAUGACAGAAAUGAUGGCAGGGUGGACACAGGGAGGGGACAGGGGAGACAGGGCAGUGUGCAGACACUGACAGAACAUUCAGAGCCUGAGCUGGGACCAGAUGCAGGAGAGCGAACGGGUCAGGUGCAGGGACCCAGGACGUAUGUGGACCGGGUGGUGCAGGAGAUACUGGACACAGAAAGGACCUACGUCCAGGACCUGCGAAGCAUUGUAGAGGACUACUUGGAGUGCAUCAGUAACCAGUCCCGGCUGGCCUUGAGCUCUGAGGAUAAGGGCUCGCUGUUCGGCAACAUCCAGGACAUCUACCACUUCAACAGGGACCUUCUUCACGAUCUGGAGAAGUGCAACGCUGACCCUGUGGCCAUCGCAGAGUGCUUCGUAUCCAAGAGUGAAGAGUUCCACAUUUACACUCAGUACUGCACCAACUACCCACGGUCGGUGGCGGUGCUAACAGAGUGCAUGAGGAACAAGGUGUUGGCCAAGUUUUUCCGUGAGCGCCAGGAAUCUCUGAGGCACUCCUUGCCCCUGGGCUCCUACCUGCUCAAGCCAGUGCAGAGGAUCCUCAAGUAUCACCUCCUGCUGCACGAGAUAGCCAACCACAUGGAGAAGGACACAGAGACUUAUGAGGUGGUGCAGGAAGCCAUAGACACCAUGCAGAGAGUGGCCUGGCACAUCAACGACAUGAAGAGGAAACACGAGCACGCUGUUCGGUUGCAGGAAAUCCAGAGCCUGCUGACCAACUGGAAGGGCCCUGACCUGAUCGGCUACGGAGAGCUUGUUCUCGAAGGAACGUUUCGUCUGCAGAGAGCCAAAAAUGAAAGAACUCUCUUCCUGUUUGACAAGCUUCUGCUCAUUACCAAGAAGCGAGAAGAAAUCUACACAUACAAGGCUCACAUACUGUGCUGCAACCUGAUGCUGGUGGAAGUUAUUCCUAAAGAACCACUGAGUUUCAGUGUGUUUCACUACAAGAACCCCAAACUUCAGCACACUGUCCAGGCCAAAUCGCAGCAAGACAAGCGCAUGUGGAUCUUACACCUCAAGAGACUCAUACUUGAAAACCAUCCUGCCAAAAUCCCAGCCAAGGCAAAGCAAGCAAUUCUGGAGAUGGAUGCAAUGCAUCAUCCCGGGUUUCAUUACAGCCCAGAUGGAGAUAAGAAGGAUUCCCCUCAGACCAAGGAGGGUCCUACCCCUCGUAGAGGACGCAGGAAAGAACCUCUAUCCAAAUUACUGAAGAAUGCCAAGCAAAAUGCUGCCAACGCAGACGGUGAAAAGAGAACAAGUCUGGGCGCCACCCUGCUCUCACCAGUGUCUCAGCUGGCUUUGGGCACGAUCGGCCGUAGCCGCAGCCUCAUCAACCAAUCACAGGAGUCCCUGGACCCUGGUGAUCACUAUGACCACAGUGACAGAGAAGAGGAGCAACAUCAGCAAGAUGCUGAUGAUGAAGAUGACAGUGGCUUGGGAGGUGGAAAGCAGCUGCGAGUCCCUGGCAAAAGCAGCAGGAAGAGGCUAAACCCUCAGGCAUCUGUCGAUAGUAUAGAACAGUGGAAAACCUUCAACAUGAGCCCUUCAGACCUACAGAGAGCCAGAGAAUCCCUCGUGAGGGAGGGAAGUCACCAUCCGCCACUCCUCAGGACACCUCACGUGAUGGAGGAACCUCCAGAGUCACCCAUUCCCUCUGUAAUAGUCACAGAAAGUGACCAUUCUGUGAGGAAUAUCUGGGCAGACCACCGUGCUCGCAGGGCCAUGUUCCCGACCCGCCAGAGAACCAUGCAGCCUGACGAUGAGGAUGAGGACAUCUACCAGAUGUUUGUCCCCACAGAGCCAAGCGGACCGGAACCAGAGGCGCCCUCAGAGAGGUCAGAGGCUAGUUCAUCGCCAAAGACAGCUCGGCCCUGCAGCUGGCACGUCGAACAGGUUCCCACUGUGCAGAUUGACCCUCCAGUCAAUGGCGGCAGGGUCCUGCGGAGGGCAAGCAGUGCAGGGGAGAAGGCCACAGAGGCUCGACAGAGUCCUGACGAUGAACAGCCCGGUCAUAGCAACUUGGAAGUGAUCAACACUGAAUCAUCCAGCAAUGACAUAUCUGGAUCGUCCUCAGCCGAGCAGCUGACGAUAGACGAUAUUGAAAAUGUGUAUGACAACAUCAGCUAUGAGGACCUAAAGAGCAUGGGCCUCAUCAGAAGAGACCCUGAGGAAAGCGAGGCACGCAAAGAAACAUCUACAGAUUUGCAGGGUUCACCCGGCAAAGCAGCAAGGGUACUAAGUGCUCCAAAGGCUCCAGCGGCCAUGGAGCCUACAAUCGAACCAGAGAGCUCCUCGGAUAGCAACAGGUCCUCUACACAGGAGGGGAGGCCAUUUGGGACACGUGACCUGAAGAUAGUAGAGGAGAACAUCUAUGACACCAUCUGUUUCAGGGAGCCCCCAUCAACAGAGCUUAGAGGAAUGAAUGAAGGCAACAAACACAAACAGGACAGCCUGCUGGCCUCUGAACAAGACCUCACUGAAAGCCUUAGAGGGUUUGUGUCCGAGGAGAGCCUCCACUUUGGAGAGGAUGAAGGACUAGACACCUCCCACCCUGCCCUGUGCUCCUCUGAGCCGGAUUAUUCCUCCUCCUCUGCUUCUGAGACUUUCUCUCAGCGCUCACAGAAAGGGGAUAAGAUGUCAGAGCAGGUUGACGAGAUCUGGAACGACCUGGAGAACUACAUCAAGAGCAAUGAGAAGAAAGCUGAUAGACUCCCUGCUGCCUUCCCUGUUAGCGCCAGUGAGUCGCCUAAGAAGGUGUCAUCAGUCAAAAACAGCCCUACAAAGAGCUCUGUUGUAAUUAGUCCUCAAGCAGCCAGCCCUCCAACCAAGAGUCCCCCAACACAUCAACCUAAACCCCCACCUGUCUCGUCCACACCAUCAUUCACCAUCCCAGUCAUCAACCUCCCUGACCUUCCAAGUGAAGGAACCCCUGCAGAAGAAAACCAUAGCCCUCCUCCUGCGUCACGCCCCCUUCCUGUCACCCCAGAGCCUCUCCCAGGCACAGUUAAGUACAUGCGUAAAAGACUGGCUCGCCUCAGCAGCGGCAGCUUCCGCCUAGAGGACGAAGACCUGGUGGAGCUUCCUCAGCGAAACACACCUCAGAGGGAUAAUAAUCCCCUCAAGGACCUUCAUAGCUUGUUUCCAGGGGAGCUGGCAGGUCUGGACUCACCCCUGGCCUCCUCCUCCCUCCUGCUGAGUGAAUCUGUGGACUUCCCCCUGGAACUGAUGGAUAAAUCAAAGAGCCGGGUGUUCCUGAUGGCACGGCAGUAUAGCCAAAAGAUCAAGAAAGCCAACCAGCUUCUGCGCAUGAGGAGCAUGGACCCUGGAGACUCCUGUAGCCGGGCCAGAGCUGAGAAGAAGCAGAAAGAUCUGGCAGCCAUCUUGGAAGAGAAGAAACAAGGGGGCGCCGCCAUAGGUGCAAGGAUAGCAGAGUACGCCCAACUCUAUGACCAGGUAACGUUUAAGGAUCCUCCUGGUCCAGCUGGUCAGACCUCUGCUACCCCACAUCACACCCAUCCAGGGCUGCCAUCCUCUCCAUCCAUGCCUGAGACCUCCCUGGAGGAGGACUGGCUCCACUCCACUUACAGCAACGGAGAGCUGGCCAGCUUCGUCUCCUCGUCCAGCGAGGUGGAGGACGCUCGAGUGUCUUCUACCCCGCAUCGCAGACUUACCUCCUCCUGCUCCAUCCCUUCCCUCCAGACCUUCCCCCCCUCUCCGACCAGCCCACCGUCCCAGAGAUGGAGCAUGUCGACACCGAGCGAAAAAGAGGAGCAUGUGUACAGUUCCAUUAAGAGACAUCCCUCCUUUAACUCUCCGUCCUUGCCGUCCUCGCAGCCUUCCCCAUCCAGUCACUGUCAGUCAACCUCCUCUCUGGCCAGCCAGCAGCAGGAGAAGAAGUGUAACGGACCCGCUGUGGCUCGAUCCACAGACAGACUCCAUGGCCCCAGUCUGGGUCGUGCUGGUCGGCAGAGUAGCCUCCCAGAGCGUUUCACCCAGGGACAGUCAGACCUCACUUUACACGACGGUCAACAGGUGGUGGUCCUGAACCGGGCUUCUGCACUGAGCAUACUCAACGCCACCGAGAACUACCUGGCAAAUUUUAAGGACAAUGGGGAAGACGACGAUGACUAUGUAGAGAUCCGCUCGGAGGACGAGAGCGAGCAGGAGCAGGACAGGUUGGCACGGCGAAACGGCAGCUCAACGGUCCUGUCCAAUCAGAACCGGGGUCUGGUCCACUCCCAGAGUCUGCCGUGCACACCGGUGCGCUCCUGCGACCCGCUCAGGUCUCUGGACCGCGAGCAGCUGGAGAAGUACCUGUGGAGUGAGCCGCAGCAGAGCCAACCCAAAAUCGUCCAGUCGCUGAGGGAGAAGUUUCAGUGUCUGAGCUCCAGCAGCUUUGCCUGAGUCUGUAUGACAACUGAAAACCAAAUAUAUUAAACAAACAGCAUACUGCAACACAAGGGACUCUGCUGCUUUGCCUUGAAUGCCCUACACCGUUCAACAUCAUAGUCCACAAACAAUAAAGUAUAUAGAUCAGAAGUGAUUUCUCAGAUGAAUUUGUAACAACUUAUGUGAACACCUACAACUCUCUGUUACAGGGCUUCAAUGUAAAAUGCACAAUAGGUUAUUAUUAAUAUGCCACAUCAAAGCCUGCAUGUGAGCUGCCUUAGCACUUCCAGGUUCAGACCGUGUUUCAAAGAGAUCAAAGUUAGCAACAGCUGGUCGAAGCAAAGGGUUUUAAUGUUCGAAGGAAUUCUUCUUCUGUUCCUUCAGAAGAGCCUUGUGGAGAUGCUUGGAGUCUGAGGGAUUGAUUCUGCUGGAGGACUUGUGCCAAUGAACUGUUGUACCCUUCAGUACUUCAGGAUAUCUGUUACUGAUUGCAAGAAAUAGAAUCCCUUCUGUGCCCAACACCUCAAACUGAAGUACAAGCAUCAAACAUCGGAUGAUCUCUCCUUGUCGAGCUCUUUCUUUUAAUUUGCCGUUAAGGUUAUUCUAACUGCAUCUUCAGCACUAGUUAAUCUUAACCUGUAUAGCAGCAGUGAACCACGGUGGCGGCUAGUGUUUUUAAUUGUGCUUACACUCGGACUGAACAAGCAGCAGCUUUAAUUUGCAAUCUUCAGAUUUGCUACUCAGGCUAGAUUGUCACUUUUAACAGCUUUUUAGCAGUAAGUGUAACAAACACGAUGCAACUGUAAAGAAAACAUGAUUGCUAUUACAAGAUCCAAUAAGUUAAGUAUAAGUGGACUUAGACCUGUAAGUCUAUUUGAAGUAUUUCACUCUCUGCCUGCCACCUUUUUGUCAUCCAUAGGGUAUCACGCUUUAAACUCAAGAGAAGAUGCUGAUAUUUUAGAGAAUCUAUAAGGAACCGUAGAACUUGGUAUUUAUUUUAAAUCUGUGAGCAAAUCAGAUGUUUUUACGUGUUCUGGGGACAUCCAUCAUGAAAAGUGAAAUGUGCAUCUCAACAAGCGGAUAAUGUUUCGUUUUGUUUUUUAAAUCAUUACUAAUUUUAACCUUUGUCAUGAAGAGGGACCACGAAGGAGAGUAUCAAAGAGGGAUAGUCUAAAGUCUACAGUACUGUAUUUGGUGUAUAUAUAUAUUUUUUCAGAUGGAUAGCCGACUGUUUGUUUACGUUUUGGGACACUGUCACACUACUGAUAUUGCAUCCACAGUCACAGAUAGGUUCUUCAAUAAGGUCCAUAACACAAGUGUUUUCUCCCCCCUUGAACACACAACCCCACACCCACUUUAACUGUCUUCUCAAACAAUCACGAAAGGUGUCCUAUUUAUUUUAUCCCUGUUAUUUUGGCCCUCGUCACUUCAAGCCACAGACAAGUUGUAAAAUAAAGUAAGAUGUAUUUAUUAAAAGAUGGGUUUUAUUCAGAUUUAGGGGCGUGAACAAAAAUUUGAAUCAAAUACUGUGAAUAUUUUCAGAAGUGGGUUUUCUAUCACGCACUGCUUAAGUUCCAAAUCACAUCAACACGUGAAAAGUUGAAAAGCACAAUAUCACGGCCUACUGUUCAUAUCAGGAAAUGUGCAUCAAAAGCAAGUUAGGAAUAUGAAGUAUGUUUUUUUUUUCAUUGUACAUUUUUUGUCCUGUUUCACUGGUGGGGAUCGUCAGUCUUCAUUGACUCUGUUUUGCACUUUUCUGUCUUUUUUACGUUUUAUUUGUAAACACUUUGUAAAGAUGUACAUUUUAGGAAAGUUAUUCUUGUAUGCCAUAGGUAUGCUUUAUAAUGCUUUAAUGUUUAAGUUAAGUGUACUGUAUUUUUUUAACUGCCUAGUUGUCAUUGCUCAACAAAAUGUAUUGGAGGUAAUAAAUUCAGAUUA
Chelmon rostratus (copperband butterflyfish) is the source of this 6969-nucleotide messenger RNA. Its product is annotated as pleckstrin homology domain-containing family G member 1. The transcript has 17 exons. Gene Ontology annotation, molecular function: guanyl-nucleotide exchange factor activity. Bases 415 to 5046 code for a protein of 1543 amino acids. NCBI's taxonomy places the organism in Eukaryota, Metazoa, Chordata, Actinopteri, Chaetodontiformes, Chaetodontidae. The record is from RefSeq and is a predicted model, not a curated record. Gene Ontology annotation, biological process: intracellular signal transduction.